This is a messenger RNA of Cylindrotheca closterium, 300 nucleotides long. NCBI's taxonomy places the organism in Eukaryota, Bacillariophyta, Bacillariophyceae, Bacillariales, Bacillariaceae. The record is from the annotation of a GenBank genome assembly.
AUGUGUCCACAUGAUGUCAUCAUCGGACGCAACCUUCUACACGAAAUGGGCUUGGAUAUCCAAUUUUCAAACGGACAAGUCAAAUGGAUAGACAAGUUCAUUCCAAUGAAGGCUCCAGAUCAUUGGCAAAACCACACCAACUAUUUGUUGGCAUUGGAUCACAAUGUCCUGGAUAUCCACGAUGAUGAUGAUGCUGAUGAUGCCUUUAUCAUGGAUGCAAAAUACAAAGCUACUUCAGGUGCUGAAGUUGCUGACAAGCAAAAGCAUCUAACUGACGAGCAGCGCAAGCUCUUGGCCUAA